Messenger RNA from Gracilinanus agilis (Agile Gracile Mouse Opossum), 1210 nucleotides. RefSeq names its product nucleosome assembly protein 1-like 1. Gene Ontology annotation, molecular function: chromatin binding; histone binding. Gene Ontology annotation, biological process: nucleosome assembly. The record is from RefSeq and is a predicted model, not a curated record. Gene Ontology annotation, cellular component: chromatin; nucleus. Lineage: Eukaryota; Metazoa; Chordata; Mammalia; Didelphimorphia; Didelphidae.
AUGGGUCUUGAACCCAAUGAAUAUUUCACAAAUGAGGUGUUGAUGAAGACAUAUCGGAUGCGGUCAGAGCCAGAUGAUUCUGAUCCCUUCUCCUUUGAUGGACCAGAAAUUAUGAGUUGCACAGGGUGUCAGGUAGACUGGAAAAAAGGGAAAAAUGUUACUUUGAAAACUAUUAAGAAGAAGCAGAAACACAAGGGACGGGGGACUGUUCGAACUGUGACAAAAACAGUUUCCAAUGAUUCUUUCUUCAAUUUCUUUUCUCCUCCUGAAGUCCCUGAGAGUGGAGACCUGGAUGAUGAUGCAGAGGCUAUCCUUGCUGCAGACUUCGAGAUUGGUCACUUUUUACGUGAGCGUAUCAUCCCAAGAUCAGUAUUAUACUUCACAGGGGAAGCUAUUGAAGAUGAUGACGAUGAUUAUGAUGAAGAAGGUGAAGAGGCUGAUGAUGAGGAAGGGGAAGAAGAAGCUGAUGAGGAAAAUGAUCCAGAAUAUGAUCCGAAGAAAGAUCCAAACCCAGCCGAGUGCAAGCAGCAGUGAGCAGUGUGUGCUGUGGCCUUGAGGUUUACUGCACUGUCCCAGCCUAAACACAACUAGUAGUUACUUACAACCUUAUGUUUUGUAUUUUCUUGGUAGAAUCAAGUAAACAAUUUUUGUUAAAAAAGGAAAAAAAGAAAAAAUGAACGUUUAAGAACCAGUUCAAACUAUAGGUUCAUUCUACCUAGCAUUUUAAUAGUAUACUUUCUGCCGGAUAUGUAGAAUGCAGUGAAUCCCCUAACGCAUAUCCAUUGCUACAUAGUUUGGUUCUUGUGAAGUCUUUUGUCAUGUAGCUAUUAGACUGCAGCUGCAAAAAUUAUCCAAACUGUUAUUUGAGACCAAUAUUGGUUUAGAAAAAAGAAAUCCUUCUGAAGAACCAACCAAAGUAUUUUUUCAGCCCAGUAGUUGAAUGGGUUUAAGUCUGCUUGCACUAGCUGUGCCUUCAUUACUUUGUUAGAGAAAUGCAGUGACUUGUACUAACUAGGAGACAAAGCAUUUUGAAAAUUGAUUUGAGAAGAGACUAGUAUACGGUUAAGAAUUUCCAGUAAGACCACACCUAAUGUUCGUAACUGUCUGCUUGUUUAUGGAUUUUUGUAUUUUAAUGUGACAUAGUGAUCUACAAAGAAACUUAGUCAUCCUAUUAAGGUUAUUGUUUACCAGUGGGGUGUGAAUAAAACCU